AUGUCUUUACCAACAAUGACCACUGCAGACCAAGCUUGCGGACCGGUAUAUACCAAGCACUUCAUUCCUCUCGAGUCAAAUCCAGACGUCUUCACCGAGCUUGCGCAUAAGCUCGGUUUAUCCACCUCAUUAGUCUUUGAGGAUGUGCUUUCUUUGGACGACCCAGAACUGCUUGGCUUUCUUCCGCGUCCCGCCUUUGCGUUGAUACUGGUGUUUCCGACGACGGACGACUAUGAAAAGCGAGUUCAAGACGAGGACGCUAAGCUUGAGGAGUUUCGAACCUCUGGAGGUGCUGGUGACGUGAUCUUCUUCAAGCAGACCAUCAAUAAUGCAUGCGGUCUUUAUGCGAUACUGCAUGCUGUCUGUAAUGGCGAGGCGCGACGGAGGAUCGACAGCGACUCGAUCAUCGCCCAAUUACUUGAUGCUAGUCUGACGCCUGAUUCAGAGGAGCUGGCGAAGGCAUUGGAAAAGAACGACGGGCUCGAACGGACAUAUGCUGGAGUAGCAAGCAUGGGAGAUACUGAAGCGCCCCUCAACGCGGAAGACGAGGUGGACUAUCAUUACAUCGCCUUUGUCAAAUCAGCCCAAGACAGCCAUCUAUACCAACUUGACGGCGACCGUAAGCGGCCGAUAGACCUCGGGACGCUCACAGCAGGUGAAGACGUUCUCUCCGAGAAAUGCCUUGGCGUCAUUCGCGGUAUGAUGGCAAGCGAAGACGAGAACCCCAACUUCAGCCUGAUGGCUCUGGUAGAGCAAGCAGAUAUGUAG
Alternaria incomplexa is the source of this 768-nucleotide messenger RNA. RefSeq lists its product as uncharacterized. Gene Ontology annotation, biological process: ubiquitin-dependent protein catabolic process; protein deubiquitination. The transcript is spliced from 2 exons. Gene Ontology annotation, molecular function: cysteine-type deubiquitinase activity. NCBI's taxonomy places the organism in Eukaryota, Fungi, Ascomycota, Dothideomycetes, Pleosporales, Pleosporaceae. Bases 1 to 768 code for a protein of 255 amino acids. The record is from RefSeq and is a predicted model, not a curated record. Gene Ontology annotation, cellular component: cytoplasm.